AACUUUCUAACUAUCCUCAAAAGCUUUGUUAAAGUCACAAUGUUACACCUUCGCUGGUUUCACAGAUAUUCAGAGAAAAACAACAAUUCUGGUGCAUUUUCAAAUCCAAGAAGGCAAUAAUUUUGUCAAAAUCAUACACAGAAUUAUGGUACUUUAUACUAACACUACGAUCCAAAAGAAUCUGGUAUAUUUUCAAACUAUUAUAAGUGGUCUUGUGUAUAUGGGAGUUUUUUUAAACAUGUUGAAAUUGUAACUGAAGUAGUAUGAAUGAGCUUAUAAUUAUUAUUGUUAAUUUUAUAACCAGAGCUUCAUUGCCAUACUGUACUGCUGAAUACCAUAUUAUAGCACCAUAUAAUAUUUGAUAUUUAUUAAAUGUUGUUUCAUUCCCGGACAAACAAACAAAAAAUGCUAUUGCUGUUUACAGAUAAUGAAAAUGCACUGGCGAGGUUUGCUACAGCUGCCCACAAGAAUGUCGUUAAAGACAAGCUUGAACCUGGGCAGGAGGUACCAGAGGAGCUCUUCUCCUUCCAGUUAAAUCCAGGGAAAUCUGCUGGGAAAAGAGAAAGAACUGAAACACAACUAAUGAAAGAGAGCAAAGAGCAGGACGCUCCUUAGAGUCCUAAGAAAAAGAAACUGAAAGCAAAACAUGGUCAAACUGAAACAAAGGGAAGAUUCUAAGGAAACCAGCAAAGAGGAAAGAAAAACAGUCCAAACAAAACUCAGACACGAGAAAUGACAGAAACACAACUAACGGAGAGCAAAGAGCAGGCAGCUACUUUGAGUCCUAAGAAAAAGAAACUUAAAGCAAAAAAUGGUCAAAAUGAAACAGAGGAAACCAGUGAAAAGAAAAACGAAAACAGUCAAAACAAAACUCAGGCAGGUUCAAAAGGGAAAUGUGUAGAUGGCACUGCACUUCAAAUAGGGAGAACUAUGAUUUCAUUGAUGGACCAGUUUUUGGAUGAAAGCCCUCCAGCUUCAACCAGUGGAGAACAGUCAAACUCAGUAGAGGCCAACAGUGAAACUGAUUGCAUCUCGAAGACGAAGGCAAAUCAGAAUCAAAUACAUGAUAAUGGUGGAUCUGAUGGCAAGAACACAGGAAGCUCUACAGUGCCCCCUGGAUGGAAUAUUUUACCAGUUCAGCACUACAGAAUUCAGCACCAGCAAAUGGUUUUCAGUCAGAUGCUGAUGAUCUAAAUGUCCCACAAAUGAGUCUCACCAAUACAUGGCAGACUUGCCAAAGUGCCAUGGCUGCUGUAAGCAGUGAAACUUCACACAGUCCAAACAGACAAAUACCAAUGCCAUCAGCUGAGGUUCUGCAAACUUUGAGGGCAGUCUGUCCGCCAGAUUUCAUUGCUUUUAUAAGCUAUUUAACAGAACAUCUACAGCAACCAAGUAAUUGUAACCACCCUUGUUUCCAGCCUCAGGUUAAUAUGCCUCAGCCUCAGCCAAGUUUUUACAUGGAUCUUAUGAAUAGUGACAUUGAGAACAGCUUAUGCUCCUACCAAUCAGUCCCUGAAGACCUUUCAACUAUGUGCCAUUAGAAACCAGUACACCAGCAAAGACAGCAUGUACCACAUCUAUGGUAGGUUGACUUGCAUAUUAGAAGUUAAGAUUGCAAUAAUGCAUGUGCACACUAUACAAUGCAAUCCAAUAAGCAACAAUAAGUGUUUAAAAUAAAUGAUCUGGUAAUUAUUAGUCAUUAGUGUCUUGCAACAUGUACAUGUUUUUACCAGUAUACACCACUUUUAGACUGUAGGCAUAUAUUUUUAGGGCUCAGGGAUGAUUUCAAAAUUUUAAAACCGGUUAAUCAUUUGUAUGAAAUCGAAUCAAACCGGUCAGUCGGCCGGCAUAUUUGAAAUGCUGUUUUCUUUCCAGACGACUGUAUAAAGGUAGUUCAUUAGGAACUUACGGACUUUAUUGUUUGGAAGCAGUGUGAUAAUUAAUAAGUCAUAUUUUGGUGUAUUUUAUUUUAGAUAUAUCACGACAAGCAAAUCCGAGACUAUUGAUAAUGUUCAAGUUGAUGUGUUUUAACGGAAAUAUACUGUGUGUCUUAUAAUAUGCUGGUCAAAGAAAUGUAUAAAGAUAAAGUACGAUUCGUGAUGUUUAUUGUUUGAAAGCGAUUAGCGGUUUUGCAAAAUUGAAACCGGUUUCACCUAGUAAUCGAAUCGGACCUAAUUAACUGAGUAAUUGUCCUGGUCCUGUAUAUUUUACCAACUAUAGUGCUGCAUUAUAAUUUUGUUAAAUCUUUGUGGGUCUGUACACUACUUUAGCACUUUUGAUAGAUUCUUAAAUGAUUUUAAAAGUAAUUUAUUGUGCUAAAAUUUAACCUUCUGUCAUUAUGAUAAAAUAUUUGUUUUCAAAAUCACUUUUACAGUUAGUGCAAUAUUUUUUAUUUUCAGACAUCUUCCAAUGUAGAAUUAAGGAGGUCCCCCAGAAAGCAAAUACAAACAAGAGGACCAUGAUGGUCCUGAAUCGCUCACCUGUUUCCACAUGACCCAGUUUUGAGUAUGACGUCGUUUUUUCUAUUAUUUGACAUCGUGACCUAGUUUUUGAGCUCAUGUGACCCAGUUUUAAACUUGACCUUAGUAUUAUCAAGAUAAAAAUUCUGACCAAUUUUCAUGAAGAUCCAUUGAAAAAUAUGGUCUCUAGAGAGGUCACAAGGUUUUUCUAUUAUUUGACCUAUUGACCUAGUUUUCGAAGGUACGUGACCCUGUUUUGAACUUUACCUAGAUAUCAUCAAGGUGAACAUUCUCACUAAUUUUCAUGAA
Molecule: messenger RNA, 2768 nt
Organism: Mercenaria mercenaria
Lineage: Eukaryota; Metazoa; Mollusca; Bivalvia; Venerida; Veneridae
Exons: 3
Coding region: 1119-1541 (140 amino acids)
Source: RefSeq, a predicted model, not a curated record